Lolium perenne is the source of this 2419-nucleotide messenger RNA. RefSeq lists its product as uncharacterized. The record is from RefSeq and is a predicted model, not a curated record. NCBI's taxonomy places the organism in Eukaryota, Viridiplantae, Streptophyta, Magnoliopsida, Poales, Poaceae. Gene Ontology annotation, molecular function: O-acetyltransferase activity. Gene Ontology annotation, cellular component: Golgi apparatus.
GCGCGCCCGCCCAGAUCCGUCCGUGGCGGCAGUGGCGAACCGUCGCAUUGACCAGUUGAGAGUACGGACACAGAUUUAGUACACGUACGGGGAGUGAGUGAUCGGCGACAAUGGCGGGCUGGAGGAAGGCGUGGCUGUCGGUGCUGGACCGGAGCAGCGGCGGCGGCGGCGGGGGCAGCACCGGCUCCCUCCAGGCUCAACUCCAGGGCAUCCUCUCCCUGUCCCCGUCCACCUCCUCCUCCUCCCUCGCCACCAGCUACAACAACAAGCGGGCCGGCGGCGGCAAGCACGGCGGCGUGAGCAGCAAGGCCGUGCUGGCAUGCUUCUCCGUCGUGCUGGUGCUCGCCUUCUUCUACGUGUCCGUCACCCGCGGCCCCACCGCCGAGGACUCCUUCCCCACCCCGACGGCGUCCUCGUCCGGCGCCCUGCUAUCGUGGCUCUCGUCCUCCAACUCGUCGACGCCCAAGAAGCCGCUCCCUCCCCACCCUCCCGUUCCCCCUAAUAACGUGAGUAGCAGCACUGGCACUGCUGCACAGCAGAGCAGUGCGCGCAAUGCGACCGUGGCGGACGCGGAGGACUCGGCGCCGGCGGUGGACUCGGGGCAGCCGGUGCUGGUACCGGAGCAGACGGUCAAAGCGCAUGGAUUCCUCCGUGAUGCCGGGAACACCACGAUCGUAGGAUCGGGGGAGGAACCCGUCACCAACGGCACGAAUGCACAAGAUGCAACCGCAAUGCCGACGCCACCGUGGUGGAAAGCGGACGGGGCCAACUCCUCCGCUAAAAUCGUCGUCGGCGAGCCCACGAACUCCGACGGCGCCACCGGAAACUCCACCGACACGGUUGUGAGCUCCAGUAAAGAAGAUAGAAACACGAAAGCCAGGAGCGUCGACAAUGUACUGCCGACCCGGCAAGCGGUGGUGAUGCCAUCGACGCCGCCGCCGGAUCAGCGGAAGGAGGACAGGCACAGGCGCAAGAGAGCGGCCAUGGCGAGGCGCAGGCAGCACUCGACCAGGCGACGGAAGGAGAUCGUCCCGCUCGCGCAGGGAGAACCCGCCGGGCACGGCGACGGCGCCGCCACCACGGCCGCCGGAGCGAACACCAGCGUGUCCGCCGGGCCCGGCAACCACCGGGUCGUGUGGACGCCGGGCGUGCAGAACCUGGUCACCUUCGCCAAGUGCGACCUGUUCAACGGCGGGUGGGUGAGGGAGGAGAGCUACGCGUUCUACCCGCCGCGGUCGUGCCCCCACAUCGACGACGACUUCAACUGCCACAAGAACGGCCGGGAGGACACCGGAUUCCUCAACUGGAGGUGGCAGCCCAGUGGCUGCGACAUUCCCAGGAUGAACGUGACUGAUUUCCUGGAGAGGCUGCGAGGCCAGAGGAUCAUAUUCGUCGGCGACUCGCUGGGUCGCAACAUGUGGGAGUCUCUCGUCUGCACUCUGCGCCAUGGUGUCAAGAACAAGAAGAGCGUGUACGAAAGGUCCGGGAAGAACCAGUUCAAAACCAGAGGAUACUACUCCUUCAAGUUCGGGGACUACAAUUGUUCUGUUGAUUUCAUAAGAUCGAUAUUUCUGGUCAAUGAGGUGGUUCGGGAGAGCAAAAACGGUACCGUGCUGGACGCGAAACUGAGGCUGGAUGAGCUAGAUGCAACAACCCCAGCGUACCUGACCGCUGACAUCGUCGUCUUCAACACCGGGCACUGGUGGACUCACGCAAAAACAUCAAAGGGGGUGAACUAUUAUCAGGAAGGCAACCAUGUGCAUCCAAGCCUUGAGGUGAUGGAUGCAUACAAGAGAGGGCUAACCACAUGGGCUAGGUGGGUCGACAAGAACAUCGACUCGACAAGAACUCAGGUUGUGUUCAGAGGAUAUUCACUGACACACUUCAGGGGAGGACAGUGGAAUUCAGGAGGGAGAUGCCACAGGGAGACUGAGCCAAUAUUUAACCAGACGUACCUCACCGAGUACCCUGAGAAGAUGAGGAUCCUGGAUCAGGUGCUGAGCAAGAUGAAGACCCCUGUGAUACACCUCAAUAUCAGCAGGCUCACCGAUUACCGGAAAGACGGUCACCCGUCGGUGUACAGAGUGCGGUACGACACGGAGGAGGAACGGAUGGCGGCGAUCACAAAGCAGGACUGCAGCCACUGGUGCCUGCCAGGUGUGCCAGAUACGUGGAAUCAACUGCUGUAUGCUUCGCUACUUCAGGCAGGCAAAGGUUCCUGGAGAUUAUGAUACCGUGGUUAGAGGAGUUUUUUUUAGUCUUCUAGAUUGCAAGGGACAGAUAGAAUUUACAAGUAGUUCAUGAAGUUCUGUUUUGUGAUUAGAUAGAGGUGGAUAUAAUAGCAGGAAAUCCUGCAUUCAGGUAGACCCAGGUAUCAGCUAAUAACCAUCAUAAGGCAACAACAUUUUAGAUUUCUUUC